Staurois parvus is the source of this 1113-nucleotide messenger RNA. NCBI's taxonomy places the organism in Eukaryota, Metazoa, Chordata, Amphibia, Anura, Ranidae. The record is from the annotation of a GenBank genome assembly.
UCACGUUUGUUACCAUUGGAGGGCUUUAGGAUGUUACCCACAUUACAGACAUGUCCCCGGCACCUGCUGGUGUGUGAGAAGUCCAGUUUCCUGCUGGAGAAGUCCAGGCAUGCCACCCUCGUGGAGACACACUACUAUAACUAUGCAGUGUCUAUUUUGUUACCGGAGUGUGGACAUUUACCUGGAAAAUUAAAGAAUGCGAUUGAUGGUUUGGGGAAUUAUUAUCUUGUAAAAGAAUUACCUCUACAUGAGUUCAUAACGCAAGAGUUCAGAGACACCUUUUUAAAAAAAGGUUUAUUUUAUGCACUUUCAUACAACACAAGAAUUGAUCAGGAUAAUGUUGCAGCUCUGCUGCCAACAGGAAAGCUUAUUAUAUCAGUAGAUAAAGACACGUAUGAAGAGUUAGGUUUGCAGGGCAAGCCAUCUUUAUAUUCUGGAAAAAAACCUAUGAGAUAUAUUGUUAAUCUAGAUCUUACAGAUGAGGCCCUCUCCCAGGAUGGCAAAAAACACCAGCGUGUGAGAUGGGCCUUUACGGAGAAGAAGCCUCUGAAGUUUGAUUUCCUCCUAGCAUGGGAUAACGCAGUUUCAGAAGCACCGACUAUAAAGACGUAUUUUUCAAAAUAUGUGGUCAGAGAGUGCCCAUUUAAGAUCAGUUCUGCUGUUUCAAAAGAUGUGCUUUGUCCUGUAUUGAAGAGCAGAGACAGAGGGAAAGAGGGGGAGUCGUUUAGUGCUGUGGAGAUUUUCGAGUGGCUGGGUGCUGUAUGCAAUAAUGUCAAUUGCAACAAUCAGGCAUCCAGUUUCUUAUCAAGCUUUUGUUGCCCAGAUCCAAAUACUUUGGUAGAGAAAGUUUAUGUAUGCACGAUUACUGGAUUCAUAACACCAGCAAAAAUAAUGCAGUUGUUACAGCAGCUCCGAGAAUAUUUUGAUGAACCAAAAUUAAGUCAGUGGGCAUCCCUUAUGGUGAAUGGAUUUGCAGACAGUCCUGUAUCUUGGAAAGAAAGUGAACAUGGAUUUUUUAAAGGUGGUGAAAAUUUGUACAGUUUUGUGGUCUUUAACAAUGAAGACUACUGGCUACACAUGGCUGUUGGGACACACAAUGGCUGCCCACCAUAA